AACAGCUUCGCUGCUCUUAUAGUGUUCCCGUUUGUGUUGGCCUACAGACCUAAUUCUUGCGUGUGUUGUGUGCUGUGCAAAGUUUUCCCGAAAAAAAUCGAAAUAAACAAUAGAUAGAAAGUAAAAGCAACUAUAUUCUAUCAGCAUGGCGCGUGUCGACGUUGGAGUACAUCGACUACUAUAGUUACCUGCCCAACAGCAUCAAUUACACAUCACUAAAACUUUAAGGAAAACAAAAAUAAUUAAGAGUACAUCACAGAAAGAAACAUAUUACUAUGGAGAACUUUAAUGUACCUCUUCUGGCCGAGAGCAGUGGCAGGAGUUUCGUGAGUUAUGCCAGCGGCAAUAACGAUAGCAGUAACAACCAACAUCGUCAACACCUACAACAGCAACUACCGCAGCAUCAUCAGCAUCUUAAUCAUAAGGAUCAGAUGUUGGCCGCUGGCAGUAGUCCGAUUUUACCCUUCAUUAACUAUGCGCAGUUGAAAAAGGACACUCAGUCCAAUCCUGAAUCUAAUCCAGUGGUUGGCAACUUUACCUCAUUGCAGGCCAUCGACAGCAGUCAAUUGGAUGUUGCUGUAUCUUUGAGUGGACUGUGCGAUCGGAUAUUCGUCAGUCCCAAUCCGCAUAGCAGCAACAGCACGAACAACAAUCCUGCCGAUGUUAAGGUAUCAGAGCCAUCUAGUGGUAACAAUGGUCCGCUCAUAUUAGAAUCAGUCACAAUGUCAUCGUUUGCCAAUAUACUGUUCAACAGCCGCAACAACACAAGUACCACUACCACUACCAAUACCAAUACCAAUACCAAUACCAAUACCAAUACCAAUAUAGUGUACCACCAACUAAAUCCAUUGAAGAAUGGAUCCGUCUCAACACGUGUUGUGAGCUCAUCUGGAUUUUUAAGCUCCACAACAGCACAGCUCUUGGACUUUGACGUAGUACCGAGCAGUAACAGCAAGGACGCGGUUGUGGCAGCUAGCAAUGGAAUGGCUGACACAACAACAACAACACCAGCGGCUGGAGCAGCAGCGGGGAUGACAUCAGCCCAUCGAAGAUCGCUGCAUAGCAUCGAUGAGCUGGCGGCCAGUUCGUGUGACGCAACGAAAGUCACAACCAUUACAACACAGGUGCAACAGCACCAACAACAUCAAGCAGGAAAUCUCAGUGGAUCCAAUAUAAGCUCCGAUGAUGAGUCUAUCUCAGAGGAUGAAUUUGGUCUAGAGAUUGAUGACCAAGGGGGUAAGUAG
Messenger RNA from Drosophila mojavensis, 1244 nucleotides. RefSeq names its product nuclear hormone receptor FTZ-F1-like. The record is from RefSeq and is a predicted model, not a curated record. Bases 276 to 1244 code for a protein of 322 amino acids. Lineage: Eukaryota; Metazoa; Arthropoda; Insecta; Diptera; Drosophilidae. The transcript has 3 exons.